This is a messenger RNA of Aspergillus welwitschiae, 316 nucleotides long. RefSeq lists its product as uncharacterized. NCBI's taxonomy places the organism in Eukaryota, Fungi, Ascomycota, Eurotiomycetes, Eurotiales, Aspergillaceae. The coding region runs from base 97 to 297 and encodes 66 amino acids. The record is from RefSeq and is a predicted model, not a curated record. The transcript has a single exon.
GUGGAAGAUGGUCACAAGAGGAUUUUGGGUAUCGUGGUAAGAUGCACGCUGCUCCAUGAACGUAGCAAUAUCAUCCAAGCGAAACAUGGCAUCAAAAUGUUUGUCGAUCUUGAAUACUGCUUCAAGCUGUUGCUCAAGCGCAUUCGAAUCGCCGUGGUCGACUUGGCGUCUCCAUCAAUUACGUUGUCGAACGGUACCGUCGGUAUCAGACCCAGGGUGGUUUUCGCCAAUGACAAGAGCAAGGUCUUGGUUUCUGGAGGGAACUAUAAGCAGUUGAACGAUUCGAGUGUUCAAUGAGCAAGCGGAGUUGCUGAUG